AUGUCCUCAUUUUCAGAAAAUCCCCAAGUAUCAUCAUCCCAGUUACGGACGCCACAGUUGGCACAGCCGAUCCAGUCAUUGUUUGGUGGGCCAAGCAGCGAUGCUGGCCCACUAUCAUCUUCUCAGCCAGGGUCACCCCAGUCCCUCUUUGGUGGCCCCAGAAAACAGGAGAUUCCCUCGGAACUUGACUUUGGCUCAGAUGCCCAGUAUCCGGACCACCAAAUGUUGGAAGAUGAUGAUUUCAACACUCUCAUGAGAGAGAGACCCUUGCUGGCUGAUUAUGGUUCCGACGGGGAUAGCUAUAGAGGAAGCGAAGACGAGAAUCCAAAAAAGGGCGGGCGUAGGGCCACGAAAUCUGCCAUCAAAAGUGAUCUUUUACCGGAAAAGGCGUACCAGCCAGCAUAUCUGAUUGAUCCUGGUAUAGAUUUGCCACUUGGAACUGAGCGUCCAAACAGAUGGACCAGAUAUCCACAUGCGUACCGAAGGGCUAUCAGAGAAGAGCAUGAUCUUUACACGAGCUUGAUUGCGAAUCGAUCAAGGGAUCUAGGGGCUCAUCUUUACAACGCCUUCGUAAUCCGCAACCAAUCCAACCAAGCGCAAGCAGAUUUCAGGGAUGACGAAGACGUUGAUGAUCAUGAGUCGAUAUCUUUUAGAAAAAGUUGGGUUGCGUGGCCAAUGCCAGCUGACUCGGUCCCUCGUACGGAUGAACUCAUUCAUCGUACACUAGAUGGCCCUGACAAUGCGCGGAGACCGCCUGAUCUUCGGCCCAGCGCAGAAUUAGAAGAGUCUAUUAUGGCAUUUAUGAUGAAGACUGCCAAAGAUAGGUUCUCAGCCCGUGCCUGGGAUCAUGACGAUCUUGGAAUUAAAUGUUCUGAAAGCUCUCCCCAUCUGGACGCAAUGGUUGUCGACGAUGAGGAUGAGACGAAGCACGAGACAGAAGAGGAAUAUAACACCUCGGCACCUCUUAGGCCUGUUAUUCAAGCAGAUGACGAUAUUUCAAGGAAGCAACUGAGACCGCUUUCUCGAAAUGUCAUGUCCCAGCUUGAUCGCCUUUUGAUGGGACUACACCAUGCCCAGAGAACCCGAGUUGGUGAUGAUCUAAGUAGCGACUCCGGUACUGAUGGAGAGGAUGAGCCAUCCAGAUCAGGGCCCAGGCGUAAGAGAUCGAACAGCAAUCAAUCUCGAGGCCGGAAGCUAGUUCGCCCACAGUCCCGUGGAAAGGCCAAUGGACGCUCUCCAAGUCCACGUGAAUCCCCUGGUGCCGAAACAGAGAAUGAAGAGAUGCUUGAUUCACCGAAAUCUCAACGUCGUGCAAAGCCUUCUCGUAAUGGUCUUCCAAUUAAAUCACGAGUUGGUCUACGAGAUUGGAGCGAGGUCAUGGGCUUAGCUCCCAUGAUGGGCAUCCCCUCCGACGCCGUCAACCGUGCUCUCAAACGAUGUACCGACCUAUUCGGGCAAGACAUGACCUUCCGGAAAUUUCGAGAAGGACGGAUGGAAAAAGUCGGUCGCCUAUCCGACAGUACAUUCGAAUACGCCUACUUUGAAAGUGAAAGCGAAAGCGACCCUCCUAGGACACAUAAACGUGUGAAAGCGACACCGAAAUCAAGGUCUCAGUCUUCAUCACGACCCCAAUCUCAAGGACUCCAAGCGCCAGCUUCUUCUACACUUCCUACCGCUUCUUCUCCUGUUGCUUCAUCUUCAAAUGCAGACGUGAUUCAGCAAAUAUCUAUUCCCAAGAACGGUGCUGGUAAGGGCCCUCAUCGAAAAAGUGAUAUACUAUGCCCUAUCAAGAAAUGUACUCGACACACCAAUGGCUUUUCGCGGACUUGGAAUCUCAAUCUCCACAUGAAGCGAGUUCAUCCGACGUAUGAUUCUGAGCGCGUACGAUCUCGAAGCGCGAGUACUACCCGGGGUGCUACUUUAAAAGAUGAAGUCUGA
Penicillium taxi is the source of this 1938-nucleotide messenger RNA. RefSeq lists its product as uncharacterized. NCBI's taxonomy places the organism in Eukaryota, Fungi, Ascomycota, Eurotiomycetes, Eurotiales, Aspergillaceae. The transcript has a single exon. The record is from RefSeq and is a predicted model, not a curated record. Bases 1 to 1938 code for a protein of 645 amino acids.